Messenger RNA from Fonsecaea multimorphosa CBS 102226, 2229 nucleotides. RefSeq lists its product as uncharacterized. Gene Ontology annotation, molecular function: protein serine/threonine kinase activity; ATP binding. The record is from RefSeq and is a predicted model, not a curated record. Gene Ontology annotation, biological process: protein phosphorylation; intracellular signal transduction. NCBI's taxonomy places the organism in Eukaryota, Fungi, Ascomycota, Eurotiomycetes, Chaetothyriales, Herpotrichiellaceae. The transcript is spliced from 4 exons. The coding region runs from base 1 to 2229 and encodes 742 amino acids.
AUGUUUCUCCCCGGCGACGACUCCAAGACCGACUCAGAUGCCAAAGCGGGACAAGAACAGCAACAAUCCACCGAGACAAAGGACAAACCAGAGUCAACGCAAGGUGCUGUGCGAUUUGCUUCGGAAAAUGAAGAAAUAGAUCCUUUGGACGAGUCGAGGCGUCUUUCCCAAGCUGGUGGAGUGAAGAAUGAGGAACUCAGCCCCGAGGCACAUGAACAGAUCAGGAAUUUGGCCAUGUCUCUACAAAAGUCACGGUUGCAGGAAAACCGCAUGGCAAAUUUUGCCUACGAAACGGUGUCUAUGCCUCCCUCACGGGUCCCUUCAAGAGACAGUGAGACGCCCGGUACUCCUCGUGGCUCGAUAAGACAAGGCCACGGCUCCAUGUCCUCUGCCUUUCAAUCUCCUCCCUUGACACCGCAUGGCUCAAAAGACGGGAAGCAAGACUCGGUUGCUGCAGGACGUGGCCAGCAAGGCCAGCACGCGAUAACUCCGCAAACAUCUCCACCUCCAGACUCACAGGGCAAGGGACUAUCUCAGUCCAUAUCGCCUUCUCAUCCUGUCUCUCCCCCUCAGUCCUCCGAACAAGCCCCGGGGAAGCCGGAACAAGCGCAUGAGAGGCGUAUUGCCAAAUUUGAGAUUGGUCCCUCUGAAUCUGCCAGCCCAGUGGACCAGAGUCCCGUUGGAACACCCAAGCUUCGACCUUCCUCCCCACAGCCAGCUACUCAACAAAAGCCGCCUGAGCCGCGACAUUUCGGAAGCAUUGGAAGAGGCUCCCUGGCCCCGGCUAUUGCGGCGGCAGCAGAGCGGAUACCACGACAAUCAAGUUCUACCGAUCUUUCUGAGAAGCGUGGGUCAAUAUUUGGAUCAAACAAGAAAGAUCCGUAUUCCCACGUCACUGGUGACAGUGGCAGCGACAAGAGUGGCUUAGACGGGAGGAAACAUGGGUCCAUGUCUGAACUAAAGCGAUUCUUCAGGCUUGGUCACGGCCAUAAGAAGCACAGCAACCAAUCAGACUCACUGGCAUCGACUGUACCAGCCUCGCGUAAGUCCAGCCAAAGGUCGGGAACCAGGACGCCUCCCCACCAAGCUCCACCGUCCAAUGUACCAUUUAUGGACGACCACAGCCUUGAAGCAAAGUAUGGGAAAUUCGGCAAGGUUCUCGGCUCUGGCGCGGGCGGCUCUGUGAGGUUACUCAAGCGAAGCAGCGAUGGAGUCACCUUUGCCGUCAAACAAUUCCGAGAGAAGCAUUCCUGGGAAAGCGAGAAAGACUACUCCAAGAAAGUCACAGCAGAAUUCUGUAUCGGCUCAACACUGCAUCACGGCAACAUUAUCGAAACUAUGGACAUCAUCCAGGAAAAUCAUCGGUGGUACGAGGUGAUGGAGUACGCCCCCUACGAUUUAUUUGCCAUUGUGAUGACGGGCAAGAUGAGCAGAGAGGAAAUUGCAUGUUCUUUCCUCCAGAUUGUCAAUGGUGUGAGCUAUCUGCACAGCAUGGGGCUCGCACAUCGCGAUCUCAAGCUGGAUAAUGUGGUGGUAAGCGAGCACGGCAUAAUGAAGCUGAUCGACUUUGGGAGUGCUACAGUGUUCAGGUAUCCUUUUGAGAACGAAAUUGUGCUGGCUUCAGGAAUUGUUGGAUCAGAUCCUUAUCUCGCCCCGGAGGUGUACGAGGAAAGGAAGUACGACCCAACAGCCACGGAUAUCUGGUCUUUGGCAAUCAUCUUCUGCUGCAUGUCUCUUCGCCGCUUCCCGUGGAAACAGCCACGACUUGUUGACAACUCGUACAAACUAUUCGCUUCUCCGCCUACACCGGGAACGCCUGUCCCAGAUUCACACCCCCGCAAAUCUUCGCAUCUAAGUCCAAGCGAAGACAACGCUUCGCGACAAAAUGCCGAUGCCAACGGCAGUGCUAAUGCUUCGUCGCAUCAUCAUCAUCACCACUCGGAAAGCGUGGAUGAAGCGCGGCCUUCGACAUCCGGUGGGGACAAGCAAGAAGUGAUCAAAGGCCCAUGGCGACUCCUUCGCAUUCUUCCGCGGGAAAGCCGUCACAUCAUUGGCCGCAUGCUCAAAAUUGAUCCAGCCGAACGAGCGACGAUGGAAGAAGUGCUUGAGGACGACUGGGUAUUGAGCGCAAGGGUCUGUUAUCAAGAAGAGAAUGGAACUGUUCAUCAUGCAGAAGGCCACACCCACGUUUUGGAAGCCGGAUCCGGUGGACCUCCGCCAGCCAAGUAG